Patiria miniata (bat star) is the source of this 683-nucleotide messenger RNA. RefSeq lists its product as uncharacterized. The transcript has 2 exons. NCBI's taxonomy places the organism in Eukaryota, Metazoa, Echinodermata, Asteroidea, Valvatida, Asterinidae. Bases 151 to 525 code for a protein of 124 amino acids. The record is from RefSeq and is a predicted model, not a curated record.
UUAUAGGCGCAUUACUCGGACAAGUAAAGCGCCCUCUGCGUUGUUACGAACCUUCAUCAGCAUUAUCGUCGUUGCUUAAAUCAUUCGAUUUGGAACCCUUCUCAAGAUCAACUUGAACGAGUCGAGAUUUCAAUGGUGAGUGAUUAAACCAUGGCAGCUGCUGCGUCAGCACCCAGCAGGGAAGAGAUGGCAGCGCACGUCUUCCAGCAGGAACUACGGACAGUGAUUCACUGGUUCACAACAUGGAACCACUAUGAGCGACAGGACUUUAUGACAGACCUAGUCAACAAGGCCAUCCCAGCGGAUGUCAGGAGUCUCUUUGAAGCCUUGGAGACCCUCAAAGUGAACGACAAGCCCCCGAGUAUAUUCCAGUGUCAACUGAAACUCUUCUCAGAAUGGUUUGCCGAGUGGUCCGACGAGGAAAGAGAUGUCCUCGUGCACAGACUCGAAGAGCUGGCUCCAGAAUUUAUGAAUGAGGUUAAUGUAAAAGUCCAUGCAAGAUUGUUGGAACAAGUGCGGAGCUGAUGCUUGCUUCCCAAUUCAACUUGAAGCAAGGAGGAUUCUGUAUCUCCAUGCUGCACUCCAGAAGCGUUUCCAGCUUUGGAUGUCAGGGGCCUAACCUCACAUCCACGCCAAAAUGUAGACAUGUUUUUUCUCGGGACACUCUGUAAAAUCCAAAAGGG